AUGAGGGAGGAGGAGGAGGAGGAGGAGGAGGAGGAGAAGACAGUGUUGGCACAAGUCUUCGGGUCUUCAUCAGACGAAUCUGAUUCCAAUGAUGGCUACAGCGACAGGGAGCGUGAGUGGGAAUGGGAGUCCAUAUCAGAAGUACAGGGUCUAUGGCUGUGCCCCAACUUCCUCUCCCCACGACACCAAUCCCGCAUACUCGCAUCCAUCCAAUCCGACAACUGGUUCCCCUCGCCCUCCAUUAACCAGGCCAUGCGCUUCGGCCUCCAACACCUCCCUUACUGGGCCCCUCCUCUGGGCCACUCCAUUCGCCGCUCCAUCCGGCUCCAGGCCCAAAACCCACCCCCCUUCCCGCCUCACCUUCUCUACAGAGAACCCCUCUUCGACCAGAUGAUUGCCAACGUCUACCAGCCCGGCGAAGGCAUCUGCGCCCACGUCGACCUCCUCCGCUUCGACGACGGCAUCGCCAUCCUCUCCUUCGAGUCCGACUGCGUCAUGCACUUCACCAACGCCUCCCUCUCCGUCCCCGUUCUCCUCACCCCUGGCUCCUUGGUUCUCAUGUCCGGAGAAGCUCGCUACCGUUGGAAACACGAAAUUAAUCGCUCACCGGAGUUUCAGAUAUGGCAGGGUCGACAAUUGACUCAAUCCAAACGUACCUCUAUCACUCUCAGGAAACUCUCCGCCUCUACUUCCUGA
Molecule: messenger RNA, 696 nt
Organism: Sphenostylis stenocarpa
Lineage: Eukaryota; Viridiplantae; Streptophyta; Magnoliopsida; Fabales; Fabaceae
Source: the annotation of a GenBank genome assembly